AUGCGCACAGGCCAAUUUCAACGGCGAUUAGCAUGGCCGCUGCUGCAGGCACUGCUGCUGGCGGCGGCAACCGGUCACAGCGGGCUGCGCGCGGUGCUUGCUGCACCGCUGGACACAGCCUGGGUCUCACAGUCGGGCGGCCCCUGCGCCGCCCCCCCGGGCUCCUGCGUCACCUUUGUGGACGCGCUGACCAACCCGGCGGUGCGCACCAUGUACCUGGUGUCGGACGUCAACCUGACGGCGGCGGACUUUGCUGCAUAUGACGACGCCCCAUACCACCUUGACCGGGACCUGCUCGUCGCGUCGGUCCCGGGGACCUGGCGCACCUUGGCGUUCAACUUCCUGGCAAGCAAGAUCUUGAUAGGGAGGAACGUCACAGUGACGCUCGCGGACAUGGUUAUGACGAACACCAGGAUGGCGUCGGGCGUGUCGAUCGACCUGUUUAUGGGCAGCGGCAGCAGCGUCCUCAUAAACCGCAACGCAGUGCGCUGGCGCGCCGUCGGCCUGGACCCCGGGGACUCGGUCCGCGUCUCCUCGAAGCACCCGCGCCCGCCGCGCUUCCCGGGGCAGCAGGACGUGCGCCUGCUGAACCCGGCCGGCUGCAGCGAGCAGCACCCGAACGACCUCGUUUUCAUGAACUUUGCAGUCAGCUGGAAGGGGUCCGCGCAGGACGUGGGCCCGACCAACGAGGGCUACGACGCGGUUCUGCUCAAUGUCACGCGCGCCUGCGUCCAGAUCGCGCCGGCGGCGUGCGCGCGAGACCUGUCUCGGGAUCAGUGCCUGGUGCUCAGCACUGACCAGUACCAGCGGGCCCACGCGGGCGGCGGCGGCGGGGCUGGAGCAAGCGGACGCAGCAGCGCGAGCGGGCCGGGCGUGGGCGUGGCGGUCGGCGCGGCCGUCGGCGCCGUCGGCGGCGCCGCAGCGGCGGGCGCGGCGCUGUGGCUGGUACUGCGACGGCGGCGGCGGCGGCUGCGGCGGGAGCGGGCGCUGGAGAUAGGGUCGGAUGACCUGGGCGCGGCCAAGAGCAGGCGCAGCACCGCGCCGCUGAGCGACGGCCUGCCAGAGGGGCGUGCCGGCCCGCUAGCGGAGAUGCGCCCCAAGAGCGAGGGCUGGGAGCUGGUGCGAUUCCUGUCAGCCCCAGAAUUUGCGGACAGCUCGUCGCCGCAGGACACUAUAGAGCUCGGCAACAUGCUCGGGCGCGGCAGCUUCGGCACGGUGUACAGCGCGCGCUGGCAGGGGCGGCCCGUGGCCGUGAAGGCCAUCUGCCACCGCCACGGCUCGACCACAUCGGCGAAUGAGGCCAACCUGAUCCUCGGGUUCGAACACCCAAACGUGCUCAAGGCGUACCAUGUGGUUCAGUGGUGCAACCUCAGGGCGUCCGACGACGGCGCCGCCCAGACGGGCAGCGGCUGGCUCGGCUCCGGCCACCCGCCCGCCGCGCCCCGCGCGGCUUCCGCGCAGCUGCCGACCCCGCGCGGCGCGGCCAGCGGCGCGUGCAGCACGCCCGGCGGCGGCGCGUCGGGGCAGCUGCCGGCGGCGUCCGAGCCCGGGGAGGGGCGGGGCAGCACGGCGGACUCUGAGUGGGUGCUGCGGCUGGGGACCGGCGGCUCGGCCGCCACCAACGCCACGCCAAACGGCGGCGCCCCCAUGCUAGUGACGACAGAGGAGCUGCGGGACCUGUUCCGCGUGAACGGCGGCGCCGGCGGGGGUGCGGGCGGGGCCGUGGGGGCGGGCGCGGGCGCGAGUGGGGGCGGCGGCGGCGGCGCGGCGGGGCCGGCGGAGAGCUCGGGGGAGCUGGACCGGGGCCCGUCCGAGCGGAUGCCGCUGUACACGAUCCGCAGCGAGUGGCAGGGGAGUUCGGCGGCGGCGGCGUCGCUGGGCGGCGCGGUCGCGGUGCAGGCGGGCUCGGAGACGUGGCUCAUAACCGAGUACUGCGAGUGCGGGGACCUGGAGCGCGCGGCGAUGAGCGGGCUGCUGAAGCGGCCAGACGGCUCCACUGACGAGGCGAGGGUGCUGCACUUGUUGAGGGACGUGGCGGCCGGCCUGACAUACCUGCACAGCAAGAACGUGAUGCACGCAGACCUCAAGGCGGGCAACGUUCUGCUGGCCGCCGACCACGCGUCGCCGUUGGGGGUCGCAGCCAAGGUGUCAGACUUUGGCCUCAGCCGAGCCCUGGGCGUCGGCCAGACACACGCGUCUACGCGCACCGUGGGGACGAUCACGCACAUGCCCGUGAGCGCCGGCCCCCGCCGUAGCCGCGGCCGCCGCCGCUGCCGCGGGACGGGCGUCGCGGCAGCGGCAGCCGGGCAUCGCGCAUCGAUUGCGGGGCGCAGCUGA
Molecule: messenger RNA, 2337 nt
Organism: Monoraphidium neglectum
Lineage: Eukaryota; Viridiplantae; Chlorophyta; Chlorophyceae; Sphaeropleales; Selenastraceae
Exons: 10
Coding region: 1-2337 (778 amino acids)
Biological process (GO): protein phosphorylation
Molecular function (GO): ATP binding; protein kinase activity
Source: RefSeq, a predicted model, not a curated record